ACGUAUUCGUUUAGAAAAAUGCUCCAAUCACCUCCUAUACUUUUCCUAGUGAUCCUCGCCUGGUCGUCGAGAGCACAGGAUUUGGAUGCCAGCUGUGGGAUCGCUGGCAAAAUAACGCCGAUCAGGGAAGUGCCGUGGAUAGCUUCUGUUCAGCUGGAAAAGAACAACCUGUGCAUCGGCACUAUCCUCAACACCAAGUACAUACUUACUGUUUCGGACUGCGUGGAAGGCAAGAAAGUAUCUGGUCUCAAGGUGCGCGUAGGCAACGCCCGUCGAGGUUUGGGAACUGCUGUUGCAGUUUGCAAAGUGAUUAUCCAUCCCCAGUCCGACAAAAAGAAGGUCGAAAGCUAUCCGGCUUUGCUGAACCUCUGCGAACCGCUAACGCCCUCGGAAAAGGUCAAAGAAAUCGCUAUAAUCGACAAGCAGCCUCAGAAGGGCGACCGGGCCUCGGCCUCAGUCUCCGGAUGGGGUUCCCUCAGCUGGUGGCGAUUUCUGAACAAAUCGUGCUGGGCCGUCUCACCAAAUGUACUGCGCAAAACUAAAGUCCAGCUCUUGCAAGUCCGUGAUUGCGCCGCGAUACGAAAGAGCUUGCGUUGGUCUUCGGUGGUAACGGAUCAAAACCUUUGCACCGCCAAGAAGGACAACGUCUGCACCUUCAACCAGGGAGCCCCGCUGGUCAUCAAUGGCAGGCUGGCCGGCUUAUUGGCCUAUAGCGAAUGUAACAAGUUGCCCGAGGUCUAUGUCAAUUUAUUUAGUCACAAAAAUUGGAUAGAAACCAAUACAAAGGACAAGUAAUAAACAAAAGUUAAAGUUAACUAAUGUAAA
This is a messenger RNA of Drosophila takahashii, 825 nucleotides long. RefSeq names its product trypsin-3-like. Lineage: Eukaryota; Metazoa; Arthropoda; Insecta; Diptera; Drosophilidae. Gene Ontology annotation, biological process: proteolysis. The record is from RefSeq and is a predicted model, not a curated record. Gene Ontology annotation, molecular function: serine-type endopeptidase activity.